This is a messenger RNA of Scatophagus argus, 3498 nucleotides long. Its product is annotated as protocadherin alpha-3-like. NCBI's taxonomy places the organism in Eukaryota, Metazoa, Chordata, Actinopteri, Scatophagidae. Gene Ontology annotation, cellular component: plasma membrane. The transcript has a single exon. Gene Ontology annotation, biological process: homophilic cell-cell adhesion. Bases 561 to 3014 code for a protein of 817 amino acids. The record is from RefSeq and is a predicted model, not a curated record. Gene Ontology annotation, molecular function: calcium ion binding.
AUCUCCUUCCCUUCUUCUGGGAGCCCUGCAGUGAGUGUAUGUUGUUGUCCGUGGUGCUGAAAUAAGCGGCAAAGUGUGCUGUGAGCGGUCUGGAGGGUACAAAACUGAUGUAACAGUACGCGGCACAUUGUCUCUCUAGAUAAUCUAGAUAAUGGAUUACCUUAAGUUUCUGGCACAGAGGAAGGCAGUGUUAUUUAUUUGUGUUUUUAAAUUGAUCUGGUUGUGUUCUAACAACCACCUUUUUAUCAAUAAACAAGGCAACUGGGCAGUUUUCGGUGUCAUGUGAUGAAUGAGGGCGAUUGAUCUGUUUUUUUGGGGGUUUUUUUAGCAGUGGAUGUAAUGAUUUCAAAUGACCACACGGGGACAUUGUAGACCAUCACAUUUUGAUAUUUCCUCUUGGUUGCUUCAGGCUCCUCCCAGAUUCAGAGGAUGAUGAUGAUGCUUCUCGGGGCUUUGUGACAAAGAGACGCAGUACAAGAAUAGAGUGUGUGGCCAUCAUUUCGAUUGUUGGCCUUUGAAAAGCGAGGACAGUGGAUUCAGGGACUUGGCAUUCAUGCUGAAUGAAAGGACGGGAUUUUGGAGGUUAUAAUCCAUAUGCUCUGUUCACGUUGGAUAAAAACAUGUCGAUGCGGAGGAUAUGGAGCCCUUUAAGGAUUUAUAUAGUCGUUGUCCUUUUGGAUUGUUGCUGGGAAGCGGUGUCUGGGCAGCUCUCUUACUCUGUAUCAGAGGAGGUAAACCCGGGGACUUUUGUGGGAAAUCUCGCUAAAGAUCUAAACCUUAAUAUUCACGACUUGGAGGCACGCAUGUUUCAGAUUGUAAGCGGAUCGAAGAGAAAAUAUUUUGAUGUCAAUCUGAAAACGGGCUUUCUUUAUGUCAGUGAGAGAAUAGACCGGGAGGAGCUCUGUGCGAAGGCGACGAAAUGCACUGUCGAUGUGGAGGCCGUGAUCAACAAUCCACUGAAGUUGUACCGUUUGGAGGUUAAUAUAGUUGAUAUAAAUGAUAAUGCACCAUAUUUUCCUGAGAAUCUGCAGUCUCUAAACAUUGCUGAAAGUACUGCGCCGGGAGGAAAAUUCGGAUUUAUCGGGGCGUCGGAUCUUGAUGUCGGUAAGAAUAGUGUUAGUACAUACAAGUUAAAUAAUAAUGAUUAUUUUUCUUUAGAGGUUCACAAAGGAGGAGAAAGUGUAUCCGCGCAGCUUGUGCUUCAGAAAGCUUUAGACCGAGAAAAACAGCAAACUGUAAGACUUACAGUGACCGCAGUAGACGGUGGAAAUCCACCCAAGUCGGGGACAUGUCAGAUUAUUGUAAAUGUUUUAGACAUAAACGACAACUCUCCGGUCUUCAGCAGCUCUUUAUACAAGACACGCAUUUCUGAGAACGUACCAGUAGGUAAAACGGUUUUAGUUCUGAAUGCAACAGACGCAGAUGACGGUUUGAAUGGUGAAAUAGAAUAUUCAUUGAGAAAGAAAGGUCAGGAUCAGGUUUUAGAUUUAUUUCAAAUAGAUUCCAAAACCGGUGCCAUUUUAGUCAAAGGUCAGAUCGACUAUGAAGAAAAUCCCGCGUUUGAAAUUCAUGCACAAGCCAGUGACAAAGGUCAGCCUCCCAUGUCGACUGACUGCAAGGUGCUGGUAGAAGUGGUGGACCUGAACGACAACGCUCCUGAGAUCACUGUGACUUCACUCCUGAACACAGUGAAGGAGGACGCUGAAGGAGGUGCUGCUAUAGCGCUCGUUUCUGUACUGGACAAAGAUGGAGGGGAAAACGGUGUCGUAAAAGCUGUAAUAGCAAAUGAUGUCCCCUUUAAAUUAGACACGAAUUACAAAAACUAUUAUUCGUUAGUAGUUAAUGGACCGCUUGACAGAGAGACGAAGGCCCGGUAUAAUGUCACUAUCGUGGCAACUGAUGGGGGGACUCCACCCCUCUCCAGCACCAGCAUAGUGACUGUUCAUGUUUCUGAUGUCAACGAUAACCCGCCUCGCUUCUCGGAGCCGUUCGUUAGUGUCUAUGUGAAAGAGAACAGUCCGGUAGGAGCAGUUAUUAAAACUGUGACUGCAACCGACGCUGACAUCGAUCAAAAUGGUCAGGUGAGCUAUUCGUUUUUACAAAGUAACAGUGACUCACUGCCGUUUGCUUCAAUGGUGAACAUCGACUCAGAGACUGGAGAUAUAGUCAGCCUGCAGUCCUUUAACUACGAGGAGCUCAAAACCUUCCAGUUUAAAGUUCAGGCCACAGACUCUGGUGUUCCUCCGCUCAGCAGCAACGUGACUGUCAACGUUUUCAUCCUGGAUGAAAAUGACAAUAAUCCAGCCAUUCUGGCGCCCUAUUCUGAGCACGGCUCCGUUAACAGUGAGAGCAUCCCCUAUUCUGCUGAAGCGGGAUACUUUGUGGCAAAGAUCAGGGCUGUAGACGCAGACUCUGGAUACAAUGCGCUGCUCUCUUAUCACCUGUCUGAGCCCAAAGGAAACAACCUCUUCCGGAUCGGAACCAGCACCGGGGAAAUCAGGACUAAGAGGAGAAUGAGUGACAAUGACCUGAAAACUCACCCCUUGGUGGUGUUGGUGUCUGAUGGCGGAGAACCCUCCCUGUCAGCUACUGUGUCUAUUGAUGUGGUGGUGGUCGAAAGCACAGCUGACAUCCAGACUCAGUUCAGACAUGUGCCCAGAAAGGAGGAGAGCUUCUCUGAUUUAAACCUGUAUCUGCUGAUCGCCAUUGUGUCGGUGUCAGUCAUCUUUCUGCUCAGCCUCGUCACUUUAAUAGCUGUCAAAUGUCACAGGACAGACGGCACUUUCAGCAGGUACGGCGCCCCAAUGAUCACCACCCACCCUGACGGGAGCUGGUCUUACUCUAAAGCUACUCAGCAGUAUGACGUGUGUUUCAGCUCAGACACGUUGAAGAGUGACGUAGUGGUUUUCCCCGCACCGUUUCCGCCUGUAGACGCUGAACUCAUCAGUAUUAACGGAGGGGACACUUUUACACGGACUCAGACUUUACCUAACAAAGAAAAGGUAAGACAAUAGUUACAUUAAGUACUUCUUCCACAUUUUCUUAAUGUAGUAUUGAUGGCGUCAUGGCGCACUUUCGUUAUUUUCAAAAGAGAUUUCUGCUGUCGAGCAGUCAGAAAGCUGACACUAUCACAGACUCUCCUUUUCGAGUUAUAUGGCAAUAAAAUUCAGUUUGUAGUUUCAUGUUGUAGACUGCAGUUUGCUGAUGUUUUCUUCCUGUGAUUUUGUGCUGCUGGUCAGAAUUCUCUGUGUGGGUCGCUGGCCGUGGUGCUGAACGCAACUUUUCAGUUGCGUUCAAGACUCAAAAACAUGAUGCAAAACAAGCCGUUGUUAACGUGCAGUGUUUUGAACGUUUCUCUGUGUCUCUCUGCCAAUAGCUGCUUCACAAUAUGUUUUAAGUGUCAGAAUGUAUUUUCAUAUAAGAUUCAUUAGACUUGAUAUUGGCAGUCAGCUGCUCUGAAGUUCACAAGGGUUUCACAGUGUAUUUCUGUAUUUACUA